This is a messenger RNA of Erythranthe guttata (spotted monkey flower), 2504 nucleotides long. RefSeq names its product putative beta-D-xylosidase 7. Lineage: Eukaryota; Viridiplantae; Streptophyta; Magnoliopsida; Lamiales; Phrymaceae. Gene Ontology annotation, biological process: arabinan catabolic process; xylan catabolic process. Gene Ontology annotation, cellular component: plant-type cell wall. The record is from RefSeq and is a predicted model, not a curated record. Gene Ontology annotation, molecular function: alpha-L-arabinofuranosidase activity; xylan 1,4-beta-xylosidase activity.
UCGUAAAAAUGUCUCUCAUAGCUGCAAUAUUCAUGUGCUCUAUGAUGCUUAAUGCGAAUAUCAACGCGCAAUCGACUAAUUCUAAACAACCGCUCCCACCAUUCUCUUGUGACUCAAUCACUAAUCCAUCUACAAAGUCGUAUCCAUUCUGCAACGUCGAUUUGCCGAUCGGAAAACGGGCCCACGAUUUGGUCUCGCGUCUCACAUUGAACGAAAAAAUCUCCCAGCUCGUUAAUAAGGCAUCGGCAAUCCCAAGGCUAGGCAUACCCUACUACCAAUGGUGGUCGGAGGCUCUGCAUGGAGUCGCCGGUACCUUGGGUGUAGAUACCGGCUUCUUUUUUAACGGGACUAUCCGCGCGGCGACUAGUUUUCCUCAAGUUAUACUCACCGCCGCCACCUUUGAUGCCCAUCUUUGGUAUCGAAUAGCCAAGGUGAUCGGGACGGAGGGUCGAGCAAUAUACAAUGAAGGGGAGGCGACGGGCAUGACGUUUUGGUCACCCAACAUUAAUAUUUUCCGAGAUCCGAGGUGGGGAAGGGGGCAAGAGACACCUGGCGAAGACCCUUUCAUGACAAGUAAAUAUGGCGUCUCGUUUGUUCGAGGCAUUCAAGGUGACAGCUUCGAAGGCGGUGACCUCAAAGACGGCCGUCUUCUAGCCUCCGCGUGCUGUAAACAUCUCACUGCCUAUGAUUUGGAGAGUUGGAACGGAAAUAGUCGUUUUACGUUCGACGCUCAUGUUACAAAGCAGGAUAUGGCAGAUACAUAUCAGCCACCUUUCAAAAGCUGUGUAGAACAAGGCCGAGCGAGCGGGAUUAUGUGUGCUUAUAAUCUCGUAAAUGGUGUUCCCAAUUGUGCUGAUUACGAUUUACUAACGAAAACAGCUCGUCGCGAAUGGGGAUUCCAAGGGUACAUAACAUCUGAUUGUGGUGCAGUCUCUCUUCUCUAUGGUACGCAAAAUUAUUCGAAAUCACACGAAGAUGCUGUAGCAGAUGUGCUUAAAGCAGGUUUGGAUGUUGAAUGCGGCAACUAUUUGACGAAUCACACGAAAUCAGCAAUCGAAAAAGGGAAAGUGUCGGAGCAUGAUAUAGACAGAGCCCUUCGUAACCUCUUCACUAUUAGGAUGAGAUUAGGACUUUUCAAUGGAAAUCCAAGUGAACAUGUAUACGGCAAUCUUAGCCGUAACGACGUAUGUAGUCCCGAGCAUCAAGAUUUAGCCCUUGAAGUUGCACGCGAUGGCAUCGUCCUUUUAAAGAACUCCGCAAAUCUACUUCCACUAUCUAAGUCCAAAACAAAGUCCCUUGCCGUAAUAGGCCCCAAUUCCAAUGUAUCGGAAACACUCUUAGGAAGCUACGCGGGCCCCCCGUGCAAGACAAUUACUCCACUACAAGGACUAAUGAAUUAUGUCAAGAAAACCGAAUUCCAUAAGGGUUGCGAAACCGUUAAUUGCACCUCAAUUGCCUCCAGAGAAGCGACGAGAAUUGCCAGAUCAGCAGAUUAUGUUGUACUCGUAAUGGGAAUCAAUCAAGAUUUUGAGCGCGAAGAUUUGGAUCGAGAAGACUUGGUACUUCCAGGUCAGCAACAGAGUCUUAUCAGGAGUGUUGCAAACGCAGCUAAAAAUCCGGUUAUAUUGGUAUUGCUCUGUGGAGGCCCCGUUGAUAUUUCGUUUGCGAAAAAUAACCCCAAGAUUGGAGGUAUUUUGUGGGCUGGAUAUCCCGGUGAAGCUGGGGGGAAAGCAAUUGCAGAGAUCAUAUUUGGUGACCACAAUCCAGGAGGAAGGUUGCCUGUAACUUGGUAUCCGAAAGAUUUCAUCAAAAUACCAAUGACUGAUAUGAGAAUGAGGCCCGAUCGCGCAUCUGGCUAUCCGGGACGAACUUAUAGAUUUUACCAAGGCGAAAAAGUUUAUGAAUUUGGCUAUGGUCUUAGCUACUCAAACUAUUCUUACAAAUUUGUUUCUGUCGGCCAAAGCAAGCUCGACUUCAAGCCAGAAAACUCGGGAGAUGUUUCAGUUUCGGAUAUCGGGUUCGAAACAUGUGAGAAGUCAAAGUUUUCGGUUGUUGUUAGUGUUGAAAAUGAAGGGGAGAUGGCCGGUAAGAACUCGGUUCUGCUAUUCCUAAAGCGUGACGAACCUCUUAAGGAUAGUCCCACGAAACAGUUGGUCGGAUUUCAGACAGUGAGAUUGAAUGCAAAUGAGAAGGCUAAUGUUGAAUUUGAAAUAAAUCCAUGUCAGCACUUUGCAAGAGCUAGUGAAGAUGGAAAGAUGGUGAUUGAAUCAGGGACUCAUCAUUUUAUCGUAGGAGAUCAGAAAGAGUAUCCUAUCAGCAUUAAUUAGUUAAUAUUUUCACUAAAAAAUGUCAUUUGGUUUGAAUUAUUCACUCAAGUGAUUUGGAAUAAAUAUGUUCGGGCAAAUUAAUGUUUCAAUUCUCUUAAUAUGCAUAAAUUUUACCUUAAAUUUCUGAACUUGUGUGACAAAUACUAUAAUUUGAUUCACAUAGAAACUCGAAUAACG